Cydia fagiglandana is the source of this 575-nucleotide messenger RNA. RefSeq lists its product as uncharacterized. The transcript is spliced from 2 exons. NCBI's taxonomy places the organism in Eukaryota, Metazoa, Arthropoda, Insecta, Lepidoptera, Tortricidae. The coding region runs from base 155 to 556 and encodes 133 amino acids. The record is from RefSeq and is a predicted model, not a curated record.
UCCCUUGUAUAUCCAUAUAAUGGAACAUACAAUUGUAUGUCGAUUACAAAAUUGCAUGCCUCACUAAUACAUACUGUAAUGCCGUUGGAUUUAUAGCUUUGAGAAUUUAAUUGAAAUACAACUUAAAUGGAAAUGAAAUAAAAACCACAUCACCAUGACAUCCAUCAGUAUUUUUAUGAUGAGCGUGGCUUUAACCUACAGUGCUCCCUUUCAAAAUAGCACGGUUUCCCUGAAUUCUACAACUAGUUCCACUUUGAAUGACUCAACAACUGCGGACAAACCUAUCCUUCGGAAUCUGGAAGACAAUACUCCAGGAAAGUGCUGCACUGAUCCGUCAAAAAAGUGUUGCCCGUACGAUUAUGAUGUGAAUAAAUGUGAAAGCAUAGACAGCAGGAAGCUGUGUGGAUAUAACAAGAAUCAGAAGAAACCUGAUAGGGUUCCAGUUCACGUUACCAAGAUGGGUCUGGAUUGUAGAAUUGUAGAGGAACGCGUUGAGUGUGGAUAUGAGAAAGGAACUGACAUUCCGAAUACGGAAUCUAAUACUAAACCUCAAUAAAUUUCGUAUCUGUAGAAAU